GAAUUUAGGGAUAGUGAAGACAACAACAGAUUAAUCGAGAACUUUCCUCAGAUUUCAGAACCCAUCCUCAGUAAGAAUGUCAGAAAGGGUUGACUGGUUACAAAGCCAAAAUGGGGUAUGCAAAGUUGAUAUCUAUUCACCCGGAGACACCCAACCCCAGGACUGGAAAAUGGAAGCCUCAACUGAUCCUGUCAGAGUGCUCAGCUGGCUCCGCAAAGACCUGGAAAGAAGUACAGCAGGGUUCCAAGAUGUUAGGUUUAAGCCCGGAGAAUCAUCAUUUGGUGGGGAAAUGACCGACACAGGAGAUCCAUGCAAGGGUUUCUUUGUGGACUAUUACAAUACCACCAACAAGGACAGUCCAGGGAGAUUGCAUUUUGAGAUAACUCACAGAGAGAACCCUCUCCAGGGCCCCAGGGCCCAACUUGGCAAUAAGAGUUCAGUAGAUGAAAUUUCCUUCUAUGCUAACCGCCUCACAAAUCUAGUCAUAGCCAUGGCCCGCAAAGAGAUCAACGAGAAGAUCAAUGGCUCUGAAAACAAAUGUAUCCAUCAGUCAUUGUACAUAGGAGAUGAACCCAACAAAAGCCUGAGUAAAGUGGCAUCAGAGCUGGUGAACAAGACUGUCUCUGCAUGUUCCAAAGCCACUACCUCGGAUAAGAUUCCUGGCUCUGGUGACAGAGCCUUGGGAUUGUUCCAGAGUCCCCCAAAUUUGAGAUACAAGACUACUUUGAAGAUCAAGGAGAACAGUAAAGAGAGCAACGGUCCAGCUGACAAGCCUGCUUCUAAGAAAUCUUUCUUCUAUAAGGAAGAGUUUGAAUCUCAUAAUGCAGUUGAUGCCAAAGAGGGUGGAAGGUCCUUCCCUGGGGAGAGAAAGAUGUUCAGAGGGCAAGAAAGGCCUGAUGACUUUACAGCUUCUGUUAGUCAAGGAAUCAUGACCUAUGCCAACAGUGUGGUAUCUGAUAUGAUGGUCUCCAUCAUGAACACACUAAGGAUCCAAGUGAAGGAUACAACCAUUGCCACCAUCCUGCUGAAGAAGGUACUGAUCAAGCAUGCGAAAGACGUGGUCUCAGAUCUCAUUGACUCCUUCAUGAAGAACCUUCACAAUGUCACAGGGAGCCUCAUGACUGAUACAGACUUUGUCUCGGCUGUGAAAAGAAGUUUAUUCUGUCAUGGAAGCCAGAAGGCCGCAGAUAUCAUGGAUGCCAUGCUGAAUAAGCUAUACACUGUGAUGUUUGCCAAGAAACCUCCUGAGUAUAUCAGGAAAACCAAGGACAAGUCUGAAAGUUAUUCCCUUUUGUCCAUGAAAGGAAUGGGUAACCCUAAAAACCAAAAUGUAAACUUUGCAACGAUGAAAUCUGAAGGUAAAUUGAGGGAAAAAGUGUACUGUCCUCCGUGCAAACCAGAGAAGACUUGUGCCGAAACUUUGGGUGAACACAUUAUCAAAGAGGGACUGAGCUUGUGGCAUAAAACUCAGAAUAAAGAAGGAAAAUCUCCAGAUUUCCAGCAUGCAGCAUUUGCAGAUUCCAACAAACAAUAUAAUCCUGCACCAGACAUUCCCCUGGGAUUUCCUUUGGAUACUUGCAAAUUCAACCCCCCUAUGCCUCACCCAGAGAAUCCUGAGAAUUUUAUGUGUGAUUCCUGGGCCAAGGACCUGAUUGUAUCUGCCUUACUUUUGAUUCAGUACCACCUGGCCCAGGGAGGAAGCAUGGAUGCACAGAGCUUCCUUGAAGCUGCAAGCGACACCAACUUUCCUGCCAAAAAGUUCCCUGUAGUUCCUGAUGAGACCAACGUUAAGUCUCCUCAUAUGGGAGAUAACCAAGAAGAAGAAGAAAAGAAGGAUCUAAAGGGCAUUUUCUUCAACUUUAUCCGGAAUUUACUUAGUGAGACCAUUUUCAAGCGUGACCGUAGCUCUGAAUGCAAGGUGCCAGAACCGCCAGUUAAGGAAGAAGACGGCCACCUGUAUGAAAGACCUGUAACCCCCACCCCCAACAAGCUAAGUGAUGGCGAUGAGGCUGGUGGUGCCUUUGCUGGGCUGACCAAGAUGGUUGCCAACCAGUUAGACGGCCACAUGAAUAAGGAGAUGAUAGAACAUCUGACGGACUCAGUGAUGAAGUUGUGUCUCAUUAUUGCCAAGUCCUGUGACUCUCCCUUGACAGAGCUGGGAGAUGAUAAGUCUGGGGAGGCCACUAGGACAACUUCCACCUUCCCAGAGGGUUUAUAUGAGUGUUUAGCAGUUAAGGGGACAGGGACAGCAGAGGCUCUUUUGCAGAGUGCCUAUCAAGCUGUCCAUGAUGAAUUGAGAGGUGUAUCAGAACAGUUGCCUGAAGAGUGUACAUCACCCCCAGUGAUUGUCAGCAAUCACAACCUAAGUGGUGUGGUUCAGGACAAGCAACUCCAGGCCGUACUUCAAUGGGUAGCCGCCUCUGAGCUCAAUGUCCCGAUUUUGUACUUUGCUGGUGAUGAUGAAGGAAUCCAGGAGAAGCUACUCCAGCUCUCAGCUGCUGCUGUGGACAAAGGACGCAGCGUAGGUGAGGUUCUCCAGUCAGUGCUGCGCUAUGAGAAGGAGCGACAGCUGGAUGAGGCGGUGGGAAAUGUUACACGACUGCAGCUGCUGGACUGGCUGAUGGUGAACCUGUGA
Molecule: messenger RNA, 2635 nt
Organism: Rhinolophus ferrumequinum (greater horseshoe bat)
Lineage: Eukaryota; Metazoa; Chordata; Mammalia; Chiroptera; Rhinolophidae
Gene: AKAP3
Product: A-kinase anchoring protein 3
Exons: 4
Coding region: 77-2635 (852 amino acids)
Biological process (GO): intracellular protein localization
Cellular component (GO): sperm principal piece; cytoplasm
Molecular function (GO): protein kinase A binding
Source: RefSeq, a predicted model, not a curated record